AAGUUGAAUAGUAAUUAGUUCAGUUUUCAAGAAACCUUCAUGGAAUGCCACCUGUGGGCUAAGUAUUGUUGAUCCAAGAUGGACAAAACAGCCUCAGACUUUAGGGAACAGCAUUCUGCUGUUGAAAACCCUUGUAUAAACCAAGGAGUAGAUUGUAAUCCCCCAGUGAAUAUAUACAAAAUAUCAUUUUCAGAACUGGCUAAAAAACUUUCUUUUUAAUCGGCGUGACAUGUACAACAUAAUUAACUGAUCUGCCAAGUAGUCAGAUAUUCAAGUGAGACUUCAAUAUUCGCAAGUCUCAGGUUGACAUACAUAGGGUAGAGGGUUGGGGUGCGCUCUCCCCAGUAUCCCCAGCAGCAUGCAUUGUUUCUUUUUAUUCUGGUUGUUGAGAUCUCCCCGGGUAACAUGCACAAAAUGUUCUGAGUGUCUCAAGUAUAUGCCAGGUCAGUUAGUCAGCAAUUCUGCUUAAAAAAUGGGCCCAUUUUCCCAUUACACCAAUGUUACAUUUUCAAAAUGGAAGCAAUUUAAAAUGUAAAUGUAAAAGCAUUUGCUGUGCAGAAAAGGGAGACUCUAGGGCCAGGACUAGAAUCCAAGUCUCCUCAUGCCUAGUUUGAUGUGUUUUCCAUUAUACUUCAUGAUUGAGUCUUAGGGCACCAAGCAGGUGAUGAUUAAUCUUUAUGGACUUUUUAUCCAGUGCUGAUUCUAUGGACUAGUUUAUACCAGGCAACAGAGAUUUAAAGUUGGACAGGUCAAUGAUGGCAGCUGAUAAACAGCUCAGUGACAGGACAGAAGAAUAGAUGGACAGUUUACACCCUGAAAAGGGUUAGUUGCAGAGGAAAGGGCACCAAGCAGAGGGGUGGGAACACCUUAGGGAGGUCUUCUCAAUUUAGUGAGUGCAUGAAAGUUCUUUUACUUUUUCCGGAGCUGGGACUUGAAGAGCUGCUGGGCCUUCCCGCAUUGGGUGAAAGGUCAGGCUCCCAAAUUGCUGAUAGUGAUAAGAUUAGGAUAUAAUCUAAUCAAACAAAAUGUGAUCAAUGCUGGUAUUUUAAACCAAUUUUCCACUGUUCAGUACUUCAUUUUAGUAGUAAUAAUAGUAAUAGUGAAAUUUAGUGCUUAUAGGAUGAGGGUAAGGGCCCUCAAGGAUGGUCUCUUGGGCUGGUCUGAUUCAGGCUGUACUGAUUUAGAGAAAACAGCCAUUCAUUCAUUCAAUUAUUCAUUGAAGAAGUAUUUCUUUGGUACCUCUGUACAAGACACUGUUUUGGGAGAAAAGUGAGACAUGGACUAUUAUUAAUUACUUCACGUAGCUAAACUGACUUGACAAAUCCCUCUCUCUAGGCCUCAACUCCUUGACCUAUUCAGAGAUGUGCGUUAACAGCGUACCUAAACUGUUUAUAUUCAAAUUCCAGCUUCGCACUUCUUUCCUGUUAUGUGAUCACAUGCAAGUUCGACUCCCAGGGCUUCAGUUUCGUCAUCUGUAAAAUGGGGAUAAUAUAACUCCUUUCUUUGGGUUUAAGUGAAGGUGAAAUUAAGCUAGUUUACAGCUGACGCUUAGUGCGCCCAAUCAGGGGUGGUCACUAUGUUAAUUCCCUGCUGAUUCCCAGGGCAGCAGACCCACCCUGGAACCACACACAGGUGUUACUUAGGGCGUGGCUUACGGCGGACGGGGGUGGACCAGGGUUUAUAAAGCCAGGGUCUCAGGCGCUCGCCUCAUUCCACCUUGGUUAGACACGGGACAGGUCUUCCAGGCCUUGGCUCCGCACACCAAGGACCAGAAGCAGGGCCGGCCAGCGGUGACCAGUGCGGAGCGGGCCAGGACGGAGCGGACCAGUGCAGAGUCGGCGCGCGGGGACCAAGCGGCUCCAGCUCCCCGCGCGCGCUCGCGCGCGGCCGGGGUACGCGCUGAAAACCUGGUCCCCCGGCCCCCCAGCCCUGUGGGCGGGGCCUGCAGCCGGCCAGCCCCCCACGCCCCGCGCCCCCCCACUUCGCCAAGGCCCGGAAGGGGCCAGUCGCGCUUCCGUCUCCGCCGGGGAUGCACGGAGGGCGGAGCUGCAGCCCGAGGACGCGACGCGAGCCCAGUUCCGGCGAGGAGGCCGCGCCAGUGACAGCGAUGGCGGCGGAGUCGGCGCUCCAAGUUGUGGAGAAGCUGCAGGCGCGCCUAGCCGCGAACCCGGACCCGAAGAAGCUAUUGAAAUAUUUGAAGAAACUCUCUGCCUUGCCUAUUACAGUAGACAUUCUUGCGGAGACUGGAGUUGGGAAGACGGUCAAUAGCUUGCGAAAACAUGAGCACGUUGGAAGUUUUGCCAGGGACCUAGUGGCCCAGUGGAAAAAGCUGGUUCCUGUGGAACGAAACCCCGAGCCUGAUGAACAGGACUUGGAGAAGAGCAAUUCUCGAAAGCGUCCUAGGGAUGCCCUUAAGGAGGAGGAGGAGGUGGAGGGGGAGGGGGACUACCCAGAAAGCUGGAAAGCCUCUGGGAGCCGAUCGUAUAGUCCUGAUAAUAGACAGAAGAAACACAGAAAACUCUCAGAGCUCGAGCGGCCUCAGAAAGUAUCUCACAGUCAGGAGAGGAGAGACGAGAGAAAGAGGUACCACAGAGCCUCUCCAGUUUACUCUUCAGACCACGAGUCUUCCGACUACGGCCAUGUUCAGUCCCCUCCAUCAUCCACCAGCCCUCAUCAGAUGUCUGGGGACCAUUACAGAUCCCUGGAGGAGGACCACGAGCCCUUUGUUCCACACCAGAAGCCUGGCAAAGGCCACGGUAAUGCCUUUCAGGACAGACUGGGGGUCAGCCAAGAACGCCACCUGGGUGAAGCCCAGGGAAGAGAAGUCAUGAGUCAGAGCAAGGAGCACAGAUCUUCCCAUAAAGAAAAACGUCCCGUGGAGGCCAAAGGAGACGAGAAGUCUUCUUUGAGCAGAGAAAAAUCACACAAGGCCCUCUCCAAAGAGGAAAACCGGAGGCUGCCCUCUGGGGACAGUGCAAAGGAGAAACCGCCCUCUAGUGGCGUCAGGAAAGAGAAGGAGAAAGAGGGCGGUACCAAGAAAAAGGUUUCACCCGCCUUGGACGUGGCUUCAGACAACCACCUUAAAAAGCCAAAACAUAGAGACCCAGAGAAAACCAAAUCAGACAAAAACAAGCAAAGUCUAGAAGGCUUAGACACUGGCAAGGGGGCAGGAGACCUGCUGCCCAAGGUGAAAGAGAAGGUUUCUAACAACCUAAAGACUCAAGAAGGGAAAGCAAAACCUUCUCAUUCAGAUAGAAAGUCCGUGGGCUCCUUACCCAAAGCCGAAGAGGCAGAUGUAGAUGAUGAAUUCGAGCAGCCCACCAUGUCUUUUGAGUCAUACCUCAGCUAUGACCAGCCCCGGAAGAAGAAGAAAAAGAUUGUGAAGACGUCAACCACAGCUCUUGGAGAAAAAGGACUUAAAAAAAAUGAUUCCAAAAGCACUAGUAAAAACUCGGACUCAGUUCAGAAAUUACCUAAGGUGAAUGAAAACAAGUUGGAGAAGCUUCUGCCAGCCGGAGCCGAUUCAGCCAAACCGAAAAAGGUCCCCAGUGAGGUGUUGCCAGUGUUACCAGACCUUCCAUUACCUGUGAUACAGGCCAAUUACCGUCCGCUUCCUCCCCUUGACUUGAUAUCUUCCUUUCAACCAAAGCGAAGAGCAUUCUCCUCACCCCAGGAAGAGGAAGAAGCUGGAUUCACGGGACGAAGAAUGAAUUCUAAGAUGCAAGUAUAUUCUGGUUCCAAGUGUGCCUAUCUUCCCAAGAUGAUGACCUUGCAUGAGCAGUGCAUCCGAGUACUUAAAAACAACAUCGACUCAAUCUUUGAAGUGGGAGGCGUCCCGUAUUCUGUUCUUGAACCUGUUCUAGAGAGGUGUACACCUGAUCAGUUGUAUCGCAUAGAGGAAUACAAUCAUGUAUUAAUUGAAGAAACAGAUCAAUUAUGGAAAGUCCAUUGUCACCGAGACUUUAAGGAUGAAAGGCCAGAAGAGUAUGAGUCGUGGCGGGAAAUGUACCUACGGCUUCAGGAUGCCCGAGAGCAGCGGCUACGAGUCCUCACAAAGAAUAUCCGAUCUGCACACGCCAAUAAGCCCAAAGGCCGACAAGCAAAAAUGGCCUUUGUCAACUCUGUGGCCAAACCACCUCGUGAUGUUCGAAGGAGGCAAGAGAAGUUUGGAACAGGAGGAGCAGCUGUGCCUGAGAAAAUCCGGAUCAAGCCGGCACCGUACCCUGCAGGAAGCAGCCGUGCACCCUUCAGCAGUGGCAGCAGCAACAGCUUUAACGCUAGCCCGGAGGAGCCAGCCUAUGACGGCCCGAGCACAAGCGGUGUCCACUCUGCACCUAUGAUCAGCAACACUGUUUCCUAUGACCCUAGGAAACCGACUGUGAAGAAAAUUGCCCCAAUGAUGGCCAAGACGAUUAAAGCUUUCAAGAAUAGAUUCUCCCGACGAUAAACUGAGGACUUACCUUGGAAAUGAAAUUUGGGGGGGGAUGAAUUCGAAGACAGUGGGGGUUGAGGAAUGGAACUUCCAAAGGAGACCGGACUCUGGCUUCAUGGAACCAUUUUGGUCUCUUGAGUCCUGCACAGUCCGCAGGGGUUGUGCCUGCACCUGUGUCCGCAGCCACUGCCUCCCCGCCUGGCGAGCACUUCAGAGUUCUGAAGAAGAUGUGAAGCCUCAUUCUCACUGAGGAUUUUAAGGUCAAUUGUACCUUUGUUGUUAAUUAGCUUCUUUAUAAACUAUAAGACAUAGUUUUAAUUAAUAAAUAUUGCCCCCAGAUUGUAUUUAUAUUACCCCCAGGGUUUUUUGUUUUGGUUUGGUUUUUUUCCAUCUUCCACCACACAUUUAGCCUUUUAUUUUAAGGGUUCUUUGUUAGACAAAAGCCUAGUGAAAGCCAUCCCCCGUCCCAGUUCACCUCUCCUGAGUAGACUUUCGUCCAGAGGGAGGACUGGGUGUGCCCAGAGCCUGUGUGGUGCCUGCUGCACGAAGGGCGAAGAAGGGGUCCAGGCCUGGGCUGCCUGUCCUGGAGGGGGAGCCUUGUGUGGAGAUAGGAAGUGUUCAUGUUGGACCCCUCACCUCUGAGAGCCUUCUCGAGUGUUGCUUUGAGGUCCUGUGCAGGUGCAUCUCUCUCCUACUCAUUAAAUAGUAUUUAUUAAGGGAAGUUAUUUGUAAAGGUCUAGACUCUCCCCCAUCCCUUUUGCCAGGUCCUUUUUUUUUUUUUUUUUUUUUUUUUGAGGCUCACCAGAGGGUACAGAACCCCCCCCCCCCAGUGUUUUGGUUUUUUUCUUUCUUUUAAAAUUUCUGGUUUCUAACUCAAAAUUUAGGCUUUUUUCCCUUCUCCCCACUGGCAUGGGGGCAAAACACAAACACAUGGAUGGCAGCGCUUUUGCAGCCCCACAAAUACAACUUCAGAGUUUUAAAAGCCAGCACUUUGAUCUCUUAUUCUCUGUGAAUCGCUACAAGAAGUGAGUGAUUUUAAAAGUUGUAAUUCGAUGUUGGAAAUUGGUUUUGUUUUUGCCUUUCUUUAAAAGGUAGGAUCAUGUGAUUGGAAAAGCACAACAGUUGGUUAUGUUUCAGAGAGAACUUCGCAGCUUGAAUCUCUUACUUUUUGCAUCUGUAAGCCAGAACCUAGAGGGGAGGACCAGUUUCAGGAAGUGUCUGAGCUGUAGCAUCAGGAUGGGGGAGCCACAAGGGCAUCCACCGGGUUUGGGAAGGGAGGAUCUCACCUUCAGUUGACAGAGGGGGCAAGAUCAGAACUAGGAGGACAGGGUCAGUGUCCUUGGCAGCUGAAGGGCAUUGAUCUAGUAGGAACCCUCUCGGCUGUGAUAGGUAGAAGUAGAUGCUGUACAUCUGAGAUGCCCAUCCUUAAGCAAUGGGUUGAGGGCGUUUUUAGUGUGACAGCCCAAGAGCUUGGCUAUUAGUCCCUUUGACAAGCUCACUCCAAGCCCAGGUUAUGGAGCCCACUGUUUUUAAUCAUUCUGGACACCUCAAAGUGACGCUAACUUUGAAGAUUGCAGAGCAAUGCAGCAAGAAGUGUGCAGCAAAAGCUGGACUGCUCAGUGUGCAUUGCUGUGCAGGGUGCCUGAGGGAUGCAAGUAUUGGUAUGUUUUAAUUUGCUGUAUUUUUGAAUUGGGUAAAGCAUUAUUUCUCUGGAUUGUGUAUUACCGUUCCACCAGUCCCGCAGCCUGCUCCCCAAAUGUGAUAUUAGGAAGCCUUGUACCGAAAACCAAAUGAGCAACUGGGCCUGGUGCCAGACAUCUGUUGCCCAGAAUAGCUUCCUCUAGGUGUGCACCACCUUGAUUUUGUCUCUUCCCUUUGUGCUCAAGUCUUCGCCAUUGAAAUUAGUUUUUCAUAUUUGAUUCCAUUGCAUAAGAUUUAAUUUCCUCUAUUAGGAGUCUUUAGCCAGGGAGGGAAGAAAAAGCACAUCCCAACAUUACUCCCCAUCUUUACAACAUGAAGAUUUUGGAUCACCCCUGUUUGUAUAGAGCCAGAGCUUUCCCCCUCCCCUCCAAGAGUGCCUGCAUCAGGGCUGCGACUUGGUGAGAAGAGUGAGGAGGAAGAAAAACCGAGUUUCUAAACAACCUCCUCUCCUGGGUUACUGAAAUGGCUAAAGAGCAGACACAGGAUGAUGUGGAACCUUAGGUCUCAUGUGUAAAAACUUGUGCAAUUUUUUUUUCUGUGCUACACUACAUACAAAUCACCAAAUUACAAAUUAACCCUUUGUGAUCCUUGGUGUAAUGAGCAUUUUCUUUGGGGCUUUCUCUUUCUUUCUGGGAAGUGGGAGGGAAAGAAGCAAGACAUUAUCUUGCUCUUCAUUUGUAUUUUGGUCCCAAAAUGUAAAUACAAUUUUCUAUGUUACUUUUUUGUGGUAACUACCAAGAUGAAUAUUUUAAUUAGAUAAGUUAUAUGAAAAGGAAGGAAAACUCCACGUCUAAAUAAAAAAAGAAAAAAACA
Molecule: messenger RNA, 6946 nt
Organism: Sus scrofa (pig)
Lineage: Eukaryota; Metazoa; Chordata; Mammalia; Artiodactyla; Suidae
Gene: ELOA
Product: elongin A
Biological process (GO): transcription elongation by RNA polymerase II
Cellular component (GO): nucleus; elongin complex
Molecular function (GO): protein binding
Source: RefSeq, a predicted model, not a curated record